Dioscorea cayenensis subsp. rotundata (Guinea yam) is the source of this 1081-nucleotide messenger RNA. Its product is annotated as germin-like protein 3-1. NCBI's taxonomy places the organism in Eukaryota, Viridiplantae, Streptophyta, Magnoliopsida, Dioscoreales, Dioscoreaceae. Gene Ontology annotation, cellular component: cell wall. The record is from RefSeq and is a predicted model, not a curated record. The coding region runs from base 111 to 716 and encodes 201 amino acids. The transcript is spliced from 2 exons. Gene Ontology annotation, molecular function: manganese ion binding.
CUAAUUGAUCACCUUCUUCAUCUACUUAAUAAACAUGUCAACCAAAACCCUAACCCUAACGCCACCAUUAGUAUCAUUUCUACUCUUUAAGCUUAUUGCCAUGGCUAACCAUGCAAGACCCAGACCUUCUCAUGGACUACUGCGUUGCUGAUGUAUCAAGAACUCCAUCAUUCUUUUUCAAUGGCGAGCUUUGCAUUGACACAUCCUUAGUCAUCUCCAAUCAUUUCUUCACCUCUUCCCUCUCCAAACCAGGGAUGACAGGAAACAUCUUUGGCUCAAACACAACAACAACCACAACUAAAAACCUCCCUGGCUCAAAUGCUCAAGGCUUAACAAUGGCACGUAUAGAUUUAGCUCCGGGAGGUAUAGUCCCAUUGCACUCACAUCCAAGAGGAGCUGAAGUAGUGAUACUAAUAAAAGGAACUCAAGUCAUGGUAGGGUUUGUAGAAACAAAAGAGAACAAGCUCUAUGUGCAACAACUUAGACCAGGUGAUGUAUUUGUGUUUCCAAAAGGGUUGGAUCACUUCUUGCUUAACUUGGAUGGUGCCACGUCAGCCACGGCGAUCGCCGGAUUGAGUAGUCAAAACCCCGGUGAGCAGGUUGUGCCUUGGGCAACUUUCCAAUCAAUGCCUAACAUACCAGAUGAAGUAUUGGAGAAGACUUUCAAAGUUUCUGCCCAAGAUAUUAAGAGGAUUAGAAAGAACCUUGGUGGUUGAUGUUAAAUUAUUUUGGAGGAAAAAAAAUAGGGAAAAGGCCUUGAGGUUUCUAUUACUUUCUAUAUACUCAAUAAAUCCCUAUGUUUUUUUAAUAUCUUUACUUUUAUUAUUAUUAUUAUUAUUAUUAUUAUUAUUAUUAUCUUCUCUGCUUCACAUGGACGGUUGAGCUUAUUAAGGUUGGGGUAAACUUGAUUGGCUUGGUGAUCUACUGCGAACAGGGGUAUAAAUGAUAUACUCGCAAGCUGCUCGAGUUCGAUUUGGGGAAAACUCGAACUUAACUCGUUUAUGGUCAACGAGAGCUUAAGCUCGAGUAGUCAAGUAAACUGAGUUCGAAUAUCUUAAUACUUGACUCAAGUGUUUACAAA